CGCCAUUUGUUUGGACGCUCAAUUUUCGGUCAGUUGCAUUCGGAAAGUGCGGCAAAUGGUUGUGAGAUUGGAGGGAAAAGUGACGCGCGUUUCACCUGUGAGAAGCACGCGUACGUGAUUGCAAAGGAACAAGGAAUUACGAUACAGGAAACGUAUGCAAAAGCAUGAUGCGUGAAAAAUCAUGCAUGUCGAAUUAUCAUCGUAGACUGAAUAAUCGCCUGUCGUGCACAUAAAACUCGUGUUAUUUACGGUCGUGAAGCUUUAAGAAUCGAUUGUUAAUUAUAAAGGGGAAACGAAAACGAAAGAGCACAAUGUCCCUGAGCGCGAGCGCGGAGAAUUUAUCGUCGGAAGGACAAAAUAGUGAAAGGUGGAAUAUGUGCCUUGAACUGGCUCUGGAGGGUGAGCGUCUAUGCAAGGCUGGAGAUUGUAAGUCGGGGGUGGCAUUCUUUCAAGCUGCAAUUCAAGCUGGCACAGAUGAUUUAAGAAUAUUAAGUGCAAUCUACAGCCAAUUAGGGAAUGCUUACUUUUAUCUUGGGGACUACGUGAAAGCAAUGCAGUAUCAUAAAUUAGACUUGACACUUGCGCGCAACAUGGGAGAUAAAUUAGGAGAAGCUAAAUCUAGUGGAAACUUGGGAAAUACAUUGAAAGUAAUGGGCAAAUUUGACGAAGCUAUGAUCUGCUGUAAAAGACACUUGGAGAUUUCAAGAGAAAUUGGAGACAAGCUAAGUGAAGGAAGAGCUUUAUACAAUUUAGGGAAUGUUUAUCAUGCUAAAGGCAAACAAGCCGGCAGAGUAGGUCAUCAAGAUCCUGGAGAAUUUUCUGAGGAUGUCAGACAAUGUUUACAACAAGCUGUACACUAUUAUGAAGAAAACUUAGAAUUGAUGAAGGAAUUGGAAGAUUCUGCUGCUCAGGGUAGAGCUUGUGGAAAUUUAGGGAAUACAUUUUACCUGCUUGGUGAUUUUCAACAAGCAAUUUAUUAUCACAAUGAAAGACUAAAAAUUGCCAGGGAAUUUGGUGAUAAAGCAGCUGAAAGGAGAGCAAACAGUAAUUUAGGAAAUUCACAUAUAUUUCUUGGUGAAUUUGAGAAGGCUGCACAACAUUAUAAGAGAACUCUAGUCCUUGCACAAGAGUUAGGUGAUAGAGAAGUAGAAGCACAAGCAUGCUAUUCCCUAGGAAAUACAUAUACUCUAUUGAGAGAUUAUCCAACCGCGAUAGAGUACCACUUGUGGCAUCUUGAAAUAGCACAACAGCUUAAGGAUCGUGUAGGUGAAGGCCGUGCUUGUUGGUCUUUGGGCAAUGCAUAUGCUGCAAUGGGUAACCAUGAGAAAGCGCUACAUUAUGCCAAUCUGCAUCUGAACAUUUCCAAAGAAUUGGAAGAUCCGAUGGGACAAGCUACUGCACAAAUGAAUGUUGAUGAUUUACAAAAAAUUCUGGGAUUGGAGAAAGGACAGCAAGAAAAUAACAAAGAAAAUAUUGCACAAAAACUAUCGACCAAUGCAGGCUCAAAUGUUAAUAUAUCUUCGCCAUGUAGAUAUAGACUUAGACGACAAAGUAUGGAUAAUCUAGAUCUCAUUAAGCUCACACCGGAUGCAAAAUUAAAAGAGCAAGCUGAAUCUCAAACAGAUAAAAGUAAUAACGCGACACCGCAACUUACUCAGAAGGAAGAAGAUAGUUUCUUUGAUCUUUUGUCUCGUUUUCAAUCUGGUAGAAUGGACGAUCAACGCUGUGCAUUGAAUAUAAAUCGCAAUUCGAAAUUUAAAACAAUAACACCUGAAAUAUGCGAAUCCGAUGAUAAAGAUGGAGAAGACUUACUAGAACUGAUUGCUGGAAUGCAGAGUAAAAGAAUGGACGAGCAACGAGUGACGCUGCCUUAUUUGCCUGGCCUAAACAGUAAUCAAGAUUCCGAUGAUUCGUUUAUUGAAAUGUUGGUUAGAUGUCAAGGUUCGCGUUUAGAAGAUCAGCGAAGUCCUUUACCAGCAGCAUCAACGGUACACGAUGCUGAAGAGGAACAUAACCAAAGAUCUAAUGGAACUACUCAAGCAGGAUCAACUGUGCCUGAAGAGGAUCUUUUUGCUUUAAUACAAAGACUUCAGGCGGGGCGAAUGGAAGAUCAAAGAGCCUCUGGUCCUGGCAAAGCUUGUUAAAACAUUAAUAUGCAUAAUUGUGGAAAAUUUUAUGGUAAUGAAUCUGCUUAAAAUCCUACAGCUCGUUCCAUGCAAUUCCUUGUUGUCUUCUUGUCAUUUACAAAACGUUCAGUGCUUAAUUUAUGCAUUCUGCUCGCAGCCUAUGAAAUCAUUGUACAAGUGUGAUUCAGACGUUAGGAAAUUGCAAGGUACUAUUAUACCGUCCGCUAACAUUGGUUCUCUACCUUAAACUUAGAACAGCGUAACGAUAUGAUACACUGCGACUAUAUACAACAUACAUACUGAUUUUACUGAACUGAAUACGCCUUUUUUUAAACUGCUUGAGUAUUCAUAGUGUAGUGCCAAAUUCUAAAUGAGCCUAUGUUGUUCGUGUAACCAAUCAGAAAAUGUUGCACGACAUUAAAUAGAAAAUAAUUUUAUAGUAAUAUUUUUGAAGUACAAGAUUAUUUCUUUCAUAGCGGCAAUUAGAAGCUAAUUGAAUAAUUCACAGUAAAAAAGAAAAGAAAAAAUUGAUGACAUUAUGAACACUGCCAGGUUGAGGGUAUGAAUCAUGCAAAUAUUUCUUCAAAGAACUUAAAAUGUUAGUCACGAGCACGGAACGAUAAAGAUUUGUCAACCCUGGCAUUAUUUUUUUUAUAUCCGGUAUUGUAUAAUUUAUUUAAUCAUUGACUAUUUUCGGGAAUCGCAAAGUAGGAUGUGAUGAAAUUGGUGCCAAAAACAAUUGAUCCGUUGAAAUCUAAAUAUAAAAUAUAAAAAAAGAAAAGACGAAAUUGUUGACCCUCGUUGUUUAUCUAUUUUUCUGUAUUUACUGUUUUCCCUAUUGUACAUUGAUGAAUGUAUAUGAAUUAAUUGACGCUCGCAAUACGUACAAUUAUAAUAAGUUGUAAUUAAUAUUACUACUUCUAUUAAUUAUGAUAUUGUAACCAGCUUCCGUCGUUCAUGUAAACUCUGGACAUUCCAAGUAGACAGAAUGUUAAUGUAUCUCUGGAUAGACUGGAUCGAACAUGAUCGACCAUAAUUCUAAUAGUACCUAAC
Molecule: messenger RNA, 3179 nt
Organism: Frieseomelitta varia
Lineage: Eukaryota; Metazoa; Arthropoda; Insecta; Hymenoptera; Apidae
Gene: pins
Product: G-protein-signaling modulator 2
Exons: 8
Coding region: 312-2144 (610 amino acids)
Molecular function (GO): protein binding; GTPase regulator activity
Source: RefSeq, a predicted model, not a curated record